UGGCCUGAGGACAGCCAGGAUUUAGAGCGCAGAAGAAGAAGUCUGUGUUCCACGUGAGCUGGUCAGCAUGGCACCUCCGGGAGGAAUAAACAAACCGAAAACUGAGUUGGGGAAGAAGCUUUUCAAGCGCCGGCGAGUUCUGAGCCGUGAGAAGAGGAAGCGGCAUCAGAUCGUGGGAGCUGUGGUGGAUGAAGGUCUCAUCACCAUCCAUCACCUGAAGAAGAGAAGGACGAGUCCGAGAGCCAACAUCACGCUGUCAGGGAAGAAGAAGAGGAAGCUGAUUAAACAGCUGCAACACCAGCAGAAGGAGAAGGCCUCUAUGGAAGUGGAAUCAACAGCAGCACCACAGAAGAAGCACAACACCUCAUCAGCUCAGACCAAGAAGAAGAACAAGAAGGCGUCCGGAUGCCAGGACGAUGUAGAGAUGGUGGAUGUUGAAUGAAGAUAUGUCUGCACUAUGAGUCCCUGCUCAGACGUCCAUGCCGGCGCCUCAACUUUGAGACUAAUGGACAAUAAGGACGUCCGUCCUGUAGUUUGUUUCUGCAGAAGAAAAAACUACAACAGUUGACAUGGAAGCCCCUUUCUGCCAAAAAUGUUCCCCCUCAAAUAUUAAUUGAGCUGCUUUUAUUUUAGUUGUAAAUAAAUCUGAAUUUGUUUGAGGCUCACACUGUUUUAUUUUUAUUUGAUCUUUUGCAGAUUCUUAACCAAAACAGCUUUAAUCAAUCAUUUAAACAAAAAACUUGAGGUUAUUCUAAGUUAAAUUAGUAUGUUAGUGAAAAGACCAAAUGUCUUUCUAUGGUGUAAAAGUUUUGUGAGAAUUAAAAAUGUAACUUCACUGGCAAAAAUAUGAAAAAAUAUGAUAUUGUUUUAAAUUUACUGUCUGAAGAUAUUUUUGUAAUUUUUGACUAACCAAAGGCAUUUUACACUUUCAUUUUGUUAUUUGGCAGAAAUGGGUUUCCAUAUAUGAUUGGGUUUUUAUUUUAUAUCUCUGUUAGCGUCGCAGCACCUGCAGAGUUUGAGGGCAACAUUUGGACCUGUGGUUGUUACAGCAUUCAUCUUGUAAGCUUGUUUAAUUAAAUGGGUCAUGAGCUUUGACCUUUAACCUUCUGUUCCACCUAGUUCAUUAAAAUUUUAUACAUCAUCAGAAGUUUCUAUUCAUUAUUUAGAUUAUAUAAUAAUUCAGAUUUUUUUUUAACCUUUCUUAGUUGUUGGUUCAUAAAUAUUUGACUUAUUAUUUUCCUGACACAGUUUGGUAAACAUUUGUGCUUGAUGGGAACAUCCAGGUUCAAAUGUAAACUGCACAUUAAAACUCAUUUUGGCUCUUCAGCAGUUUAUGUUGAAAGAAAAUUUUGUUACAGUUUAACACAAACUAUGUUCAUUUUUGACACGUUAUUCAAAUAAAGACCUGAUAAAUCCUUGUUUAA
Messenger RNA from Maylandia zebra (zebra mbuna), 1424 nucleotides. RefSeq names its product chromosome 4 C11orf98 homolog (gene c4h11orf98). NCBI's taxonomy places the organism in Eukaryota, Metazoa, Chordata, Actinopteri, Cichliformes, Cichlidae. The record is from RefSeq and is a predicted model, not a curated record.